AUGGGCUGGCCUUUGUUUGGGGAAACUCCUGGUUUCCUUCAGCCUCACAAAUCAAACUCCAUGGGAAAUUUCUUGCAAGAACAUUGCUCUAGGUAUGGAAGAGUGUUCAAAUCUCAUUUGUUUGGCUGCCCAACAGUAGUUUCCUGUGACUAUGAGCUUAACUCGUUUGUUCUUCAAAAUGAAGAGAAGCUAUUUCAGGUCAGCUACCCCAAGGCCAUGCAUGGCAUUCUUGGCAAGUUCUCUUUGCUUAUUGUUUCGGGGGAUGUUCACAAAAAGCUACGAAAUAUUGGCUCCAGCUUCAUCAGUGCCUCUAAAUCAAAGCCAGACUUCCUUAAUUGUGUGGAAAAGAUGUCUAUCUCAAUGAUGAAUUCAUGGAAAAAUUGUAAAGAAAUUGGCUUCUAUAAAGAAGUUAAAAAGUUUACAGUCAAUCUUAUGGUGAAGCAUCUUUUAAGUAUUGAACCAGAAGAGCCACUGGCUUUCAAGAUCCUGGAAGAUUUUCUAACUUACAUGAAAGGGUUUGUGUCUUUGCCAGUAUACCUCCCUGGAACACCUUAUGCCAGUGCAGUGAAGGCUAGAGCAAGGCUUUCUGCAACUGUUAGAGAGAUUAUAAAAGAAAGGAAAAAGGAGAAGUUAGAGCUUUCAAAAGGAGAUUUCUUGGAUGUAAUUUUGUCAAAAGGGAGUCUGAGUGAUGAAGAAACAGUUAGCAUUGUGUUGGACAUAUUGCUUGGAGGCUAUGAAACAACAGCAACACUCAUAGCCUUGAUUGUCUACUUUCUUGCCCAUGCUCCAAAUGCUUUAGAAAAUUUAAAGCAAGAACAUAAAGCAAUAAGGAAAAGCAAAGAGGAUGGUGAACCCUUGAGCUGGGAAGAUUACCAGAAAAUGAAAUUCACCUGCAAUGUUGUUUACGAAGCUAUGAGGUGUGGAUAUUUCAUUCCCUCGGGAUGGAAGAUUCUUCCAGUCUUCACUGCAACUCACAUUGAUCCAUCUCUUCAUGAAAAUCCUAUGGAGUUCAAUCCUUGGAGAUGGACUGAUAAAGCAACAAGCAAAAAGGUGAUGCCAUUUGGUGGUGGUCCUCGGCUAUGUCCAGGGGCUGAGCUAGCUAAAGUAGAGAUUGCUUUCUUCCUUCAUCAUCUUGUCCUGAAUUACAGGUAAAAUUUCAGCAUCUAAAGUCCCAUUAAUAUAUAACAUGUCAAC
Molecule: messenger RNA, 1194 nt
Organism: Durio zibethinus
Lineage: Eukaryota; Viridiplantae; Streptophyta; Magnoliopsida; Malvales; Malvaceae
Product: cytochrome P450 724B1-like
Biological process (GO): brassinosteroid biosynthetic process; multicellular organism development; brassinosteroid homeostasis
Molecular function (GO): monooxygenase activity; iron ion binding; oxidoreductase activity, acting on paired donors, with incorporation or reduction of molecular oxygen
Source: RefSeq, a predicted model, not a curated record